CGUAGGAUAUUUGCAAAGUAACUAAGAAAGCGUGGUCACUUAUUAAUUUCCAAGAAACACCCACCCGUUUAUCAAAUGUUACCAAGGGAUCAAUUUUUGAUCGUUUUUAUUACUUCAGGGACUUUCAUGGUUUUUCUAAUAGGAAGUGCACCAAUAAGGCAAUUUAUCGAUAUGUGUAUUAAGUGGAAAAAAGAACAGGUUUACGAGUUUCAUGACAUAUCUCUAACCUAACCAUUUUCCAGGUUUCUCGUUCGGGAAGAACUUUAUCAUAAAAAUCUGUUGUUAGCUUACGGUCUGCUACCUUUUCGUCUGAGUUAAGUUGAUGUCAUUGGAAUAGUUUUGCCAACCCACCAAAUUUUAUAGAAACUAAUUAAAAAUAUAUUACACAAAUGAUUUCGAAUGUAAAAGUCAAGCAGUUCUUUAAGUGGACAAAUCUUUGGCAAAAAAGAUGCAAUAUAUUGAGAUAUAUAUUUUGUGAGGUGUCGCGCGCAGGUUUGAAGUUUUAAUGUGAAGGAGUCCGGUAGUAGUAAUUAGGAGGUGAGUACGCGUCGCAGCGGCUGCGGCGGCGCGACGGUCGAUAGCUGGAGCGACAGGCGGUACCGUCCCGGGUCACGCCUGCCAGAUCGAUAGCGGCACGGCGGGGGCGGAGGACCCGAACCCGGCAUUACUCGCGCCGCCACGGCAGACGAGACACCUAGUCCGCCGCGAGAUCGGCGGCAGGCGAGCGCGGCCGGGGCACGACGCUCCAUGCGACCUCCGCUCGCGACAUGAGCGGCGCCCGCCCCCGCAGCGCGCCCCUGCUCCUGGCGCUCGCAGCCGCCUUUCUCCCGCAAGCCAACCAUGUCGCGGGCGCCGGUGGGGGUGGCAUGUUCGGCGAUGUCAAUAUAUCAGCCAUAUUGGAUUCCUUUAGUAUAAGUUAUGACAAAAGAGUAAGGCCUAACUAUGGAGGUCCGCCAGUGGAGGUGGGCGUCACCAUGUAUGUGCUCUCUAUCAGCUCCGUCUCCGAAGUGCUCAUGGACUUCACAUUGGAUUUUUACUUCAGACAGUUUUGGACAGAUCCACGACUGGCAUAUAAAAAACGACCUGGAGUUGAGACGUUAUCAGUGGGAUCCGAGUUCAUAAAAAACAUAUGGGUUCCAGACACAUUCUUUGUAAAUGAAAAGCAAUCAUAUUUCCACAUAGCAACCACUAGCAACGAAUUCAUACGUAUCCAUCAUUCAGGCUCUAUUACUAGAAGUAUCAGAUUAACUAUCACAGCAUCAUGUCCUAUGCAUCUACAAUAUUUUCCUAUGGACAGACAACUGUGUCACAUAGAAAUUGAGAGUUUCGGAUACACUAUGAGAGACAUUCGAUACCAUUGGAAAGACGGACAUUCUAGCGUCGGAAUGAGCAACGAGGUGCAACUGCCCCAAUUCCGAGUGCUCGGGCACCGACAACGCGCAACAGUAGUGACGCUGACAACAGGAAAUUAUUCUCGGUUGGCCUGCGAGAUACAAUUUGUUCGGUCCAUGGGAUACUACCUAAUCCAGAUAUACAUUCCGUCGGGUUUGAUCGUGAUCAUCUCGUGGGUGUCGUUCUGGUUGAACCGCAACGCUACGCCGGCGCGCGUGUCGCUUGGUGUCACCACCGUGCUCACCAUGACCACGCUCAUGUCAUCCACCAACGCGGCGCUGCCUAAGAUCUCCUACGUCAAGUCCAUUGACGUCUACCUCGGCACCUGUUUCGUCAUGGUUUUCGCCAGUUUAUUAGAAUACGCUACAGUAGGGUAUAUGGCAAAGAGAAUACAAAUGAGAAAACAAAGAUUCGUAGCCAUACAGAAAAUAGCGUCCGAAAAGAAACUGCCUGUUGAUUGCCCUCCAGUUGGUGAUCCUCAUACUCUUUCUAAAAUGGGGACGUUAGGAAGAUGUCCUCCAGGAAGAGCUUCGGUAAGCUGUUCGGAAGUAAGAUUCAAAGUGCACGAUCCGAAAGCACAUUCAAAAGGCGGAACGUUAGAGAAUACUAUAAAUGGGGGCCGGAGCGGAGCUGAAGAGGAGAACCCAGGGCCACCACCGCACAUACUCCACCCCGGCAAGGAUAUAAGCAAACUCCUGGGCAUGACGCCCUCAGACAUCGACAAGUACUCGCGCAUCGUGUUUCCGGUGUGCUUCGUGUGCUUCAACCUCAUGUACUGGAUCAUCUAUCUGCACGUCUCCGACGUCGUGGCUGACGAUUUGGUUCUUCUGGAAGAGGAUAAAUAGAGGGGACGAUGUCUUUUAUCCACUUAUUUUUCCACUUUAAUCGCAUACAAUAAUAAUUUGAAACGAACCACACUUAUUUCCGAAAUAAGUUUGACGAAAGAUAUAGAACUAGCUGUAUUAUCCAUACGACUUAGUAACAAAGUUAGCUUACGAUGUGUCGUAGAACUCAUCGAUAACUUAUUCCAAAAAAGAAUUUGUAGAUAUAACAGCACUAUCUAGUACCUAAUUAAUUAAAUUUAAUUAUGUAAUGUAAAUGUAAAUAACGUGUCGAGGAUAUAUAAAAUAUGGACGUCUUAAUCUAAGAUAAUAAAUCUCUUUUCUUGGAGUCUGAAGUAGUAACUAAACGACUGAACAUUUUAGAUAACAUGGACAAGACGUGUUUUAGUUUCCGUAGUGACAGAGGGUGUCGCAGUGAGUGCGAGGAGGCGCGCAAACGUCGGCGCGGGAAUUGCCGGGCUGCCAGUUCGAUUGUGAGACAGUUUCCUGGUAGUCAGACUCUGUAAAUACUAGCUUGCCGUAUGAGUAGGUGUUUAUUAUAAGGCUUUAGAAAUAAUAGUACAUUACGAUACAAGUUCCAAAAGUAGGUAAUUCGCAACGUAUGGCGAUGAAUUAAAACCCGACCGAAUGGAGUGUUUAAAAUCGACACGAGUUGCGAAUUACCUAUUCGCACGUGUAUCGUAUAACGUUUUACAGUGCAUAUGGCUCUAAAUAUACGACAUGGCACGUAAAGUGCUAAUGACCGCGCAAGGGCGGUAAAGUAGCACCAUAUGAACUGUAAAUAUCUUUACUAAACGAACCCAGUAAUUCAAUCAUGGACGUUUUUGGAACACAAUGUUGUUUCCACAUUUUCCAAUUUUCUUAUUAAGAUUUUGACACAGUGCAAUUUUUCGAAGUAAUUGGAAAAAGUUCCUAAACUAAUAUUGAGUAGCAAAUGGUUGUAUGAAUUAAAAUUAAAUCGUGAAAUUAAAGUUUCAAAUUAUUAUUAUUUUUGUGGUAAAAUGAGUGGAGAACAAAAUGUAUGAUAAAAUCUGAUGCUCAAAUUUCUCCGCUUGAACAUAUUAAUUACUUAGUUGUAGUCGUUUUGUAGGUAUGUUAAAAACUUAGUUGUUCCUUUAUUCUUUGCUAUUUUCUACAUUGUUGUGAUAAUAAUAUUAGAUGUUUUCUGUUGGAAUGUAGUGCAAACCUAUCCGAUUCUAUCUAUUACAUAUAUUUGGUUUCAUUUUAAUACAAAUUUGUAGCUACGUGUUGUAAUUUAUAUAUGAUAAAUGUUUCAAUUCAGCAAUAAUUUAAGCUUCUCAUUGAAAAUGCACGUCGACUUUAUGACAUUGGAGCCAAUAAUAAUUACAAGCCGACAUAGUUGCGUAUUGGAUACAUUAUUACAAGAGCAAAAACAAUUAUUCUUAAUUGAAAACGAAAAUUAUUCCGUGUCAAAAGUCGACUGCACUUGCGAACGACUAACACCGUUAGAUGACGAUACAGGUAAUUCAUAAUUUGCUUGCAGUAAUAUUAUAUGAUCAUAAUUACUUUUGUCACGAUAGUUUGGCUCCAUCAGCGGUGUGCAUGCGCGAAGUUAGUAAAGUUAUUGUUGACCCUUCUAAUAACUCCAGCAUGCGUACUCAACCUCUGCGCCUUUCACUUUGUUUCAGUCAUGGUAUGAUUACCUUUAAAUAUUAGGCGAAACAUUUAUUUCGUUGAAGGAAUUGUUGAAAUUAUGAUAUGAAUAAAUAAGAUUAAUAUACUAUAACAUGUUAAUUUUUAUAUUGACAUUGAAAUAUUUUAUAGUCUACAGCCGUGAGACGAUUGUUUUUGAUCGUAACUAAUUAUAAAAUAGUGAAAAGAGUUUUGCACUAAGGGAUGUUAAUUAAAAGCGUGUUGUUGCCCGAGUAAUUUGCCAAUAAGUUAUUUGUCGCUAAUUUGAACCUAUUAAACAUAAAGUAAAAAUAAUGAAAACACCAAACAACGUCAAUCAAAUAUCGAUUACAAAAUAGUCAAUAUCAACCAUUCCAUUAAAUUAUGUGAAGACCUUUUGUAAAGCAGUGUAUUAUUUUCCAACGAUUUAUUCGCUUCCUAGCAUGCCAAGCCUACGUGCGCUUAGUUAUGUCAUUCAAUGUUUCUAGGUUAUUUUGAUUAAACGGUAAGAACUUAGUUUUGAACGUAUCUUAGAUUCAUCGAACUACUCCCAUAAUUAAUUGCAUAAUUUUUCUUCUUUAAAAAUGAUUACGCAAUUUUUACUUACCAAUUUUUACAUUUUAUUUAUUUAUUACCUCCAUAGAAUAGGCGCACAGUAGUCUAUGCAAUGCUUUCCCUAAUUAGUUGGAAUUAGAGCAAUAAUUAGCUUGUACCUCUCGCUAGAACUAAACUCUCGUAGCUGGAAGCAUUAGGUUGAGCAUUAGAACCGUUGGUGGCAGGGAAGCCGAUUCGUGAUCGCAGCGGUUCUGGCACGUCAUGGCUUACUACCAUAACGUGCUCAACGUGACGGUGCAACGAGCGACUUCCCCCCAACAACGUUCGCCGGUACCCUCGAAUAUCUGACAAGCAGGGCUCCUGUCAUCAGCUGCGAAUUCGUGAGAUCGUGUUACUCUUAGAGGGUUCCAUAAGAACGAAUAUUUAAUUUAUAGCUGUAUAACUUUUACCACUAAGUAUCUAAAUUAAAUCUUCAACACCUCAGAUAGCAAACAACUGCCGUAUGAUCGAAAACAAGUAUGUAAAAUUAUGAGCUAAAUUGUUUUUCGAUAUUACAAAUUAUACAUAGAUAUAAAUAGUUUAUAUUUAUCGGAACCCUUUAAAAUAAAUUCUGCGAGAGAGUGCUAUAAUUUGAAGUAUUGAUAUGCUUCUGCUGUCACUUGUUUAAUACGUUGUCGCGAUGGUUGUCAGCGACCCGUCUGCCGUGGGGGUCGUGUCGAUCGCCGAGCUCACGUAUCCGUGGAGACCACUUACCCAAGAGCUGUGCGCUUGAAAGUUAGCUAGUGCCCGAAAUUUAUAACAAAAUCAGAAAAUCUUAGAAACAAGAAGUAGCAUUGUAAAUUUUAGAUGUUUACUAAUUAAUAUAUUGUACUACAUAGGUACGUUUUAGAUUAACUUUACUUAUAUUACUUGAAGUAUAUCAAAGGCACUCAGAUAAUAACGGCACCUCUUAAACUGUAUACUCACUUUUUAUUUAAAUGCAAACCGUUACUACAUUCUAAAUUAUGAUACUUACAGAUAAUUGAUAGAUUAAGAUUUAGGUUUGCUGGUAGACGUUUGAGAGUAGGUACUACGGCGUAGCCUCUGCUUCGUCUCUCCGAAACGAAAUUCUAAAAUAUUUGUCUAGUGAUUAGAUAUAAGUACGAGACAAAUAGUUAUAAGGAAAUGUAUCUUAGAUAUUAUUAUAUACAUAAAUACUUAUAUUAUAUACAACAGUCACAUCCACGUUAAUACGUCACAAGUAAGGUAAAUAAUAUUAACGUAACUCGAUGGUAGCCGUCCGUCGCCGUAGUCGGGACGGAGGUUCCGGCAACUGGUAGCCGGUUGUUGACUAGGUGCAGUGUAUAGACGAUGCAGAGUACAAGGGCGGCCCGCGGACCGCGGGCCUGCGUUAUCCCGACCUUACCUGUAUUUGUUUAUUCUAUCGAACAUAAAAAUUGUAUCGAAGUUGUAAACAAUAAUUCACCAAAGAGUACUUGCCUAAACGUAAAAAAUAUACCUACUGUGCAAUAUAUGCUAGUCAAGUCAGUCAGAUAGUAAUAAGUAGGUAAACCAACGGAUGAUAUUUUAGCAUUAUCACGACGUCGUAUGUAGGUACCUUAUAUAAUAUGAAUUGCUCAGAAAAUAAAUAGGAACACUUUGCCUCAUGUAUUUACUAAAUGAAGUGUAUAAUAUAACUCCGUGUAUAAAACUAAAACAUAGAUAACCUAAGCUCAUUAAAAAGUAUAUUUUAAUGUUAGUAACAGAUUUUUUGAGAAUGUUCAUUUUUCUAUGUAUUUGGAAAAAUAUAUUAACUGCAUAGAUUUCACUUAGGAUAACCUGCGUUCAUUUGGGGAGUGACUGCUUAAAUUAUAUUUGUUAUUUGACUAAUAUUUUAUAUUUAUAAGUUUCGUGUAAUAUCAUUUUUCUAAUAAGUAAAAGAACGCUAGGUAAUUAACGUGUACAGUCUGCCGGUCUGCCCAAGAGGAUAGUUUAUGUGCUCAAUACGUGACGCUAGUCAAGUCAAUUUUUUUAGUCUAUUGAACGAAUAAACUAUUGGCGCACGCGACAAGAGAGGGGCGACAAUAACAAAGGUAGCACUCCUCAAGUACCAGAAGUACAAAUGUUCGUGCUAGAGUCAGCCGCCGAACCAUGCCGAGUACUUUCGAGCCACGACGUGGCGCGCCAAGUCUGAAGUGCCCAGCUAACAUGGUUUCGUGUCUGACUGUAUGAGUCUGAUUCAACGUUUCGUUCACAAGCUGAUUUAUUACGUAUGCUUCAAAAGAUAUAUCAAUAUUUUCUAAAAGGUAUUAUAAAAAGUUAAGCGAUUACUUGAUACAUUAAAGUAAUUUUAUAUCAGUUUUGAUGGAAAUUACAAUAAAUAAAAUAAUAGAUUCAAUUAAUAGUAACAAUGAUUUUAGAAAAUAGUAGAAAUCAGGAAAAAAUAUGAAAAGUUGCUCGGAAGACCAUUGCAGGUUUGCUCGUACCUACGUUUUUCGUGACAAAAAUUAAAGCUUGGAUACUGAUGGGAUUAAUAAUACUUCGGGCGCUUAGACAAGAUGCAAAUCGUUCACGCUCCGUAGCGUAGCGUAGUUAUCUCAAUCACUUUUUCAUAUUAGUGCGAUAGAGACAGUUGCGUUUCGUUCGCUACAGAUCUUGUCUACGCUGCCUGGAGUGAAUUGCGUUUCUAUAAGCAUGUCGCUAACGAUUCCAUGCCUUAAGCGCCGGAAACCGUGUACCAUCAAAACGAGGCUAAGAUUGCGAAUGAAACAAAUUCGCUGCCGUAAUAUUCAAAAAUGUUUACGCUUUUUGGAAGGUUUCAAUGUAGAUAUUUUAAAUGUGAUACUCAAAAAAUUUUUUUUUAUCAAAUUUAGAAAUCAAUUAUGUAUGAUUGCCUAUUUUAGGUAUAUGAAUCAAUUUCCAAUUACUGUUUUUUUCAGCCCGUUUGCGGUGCGGUAUACGACACAUCAACUGUAUAGGUUCUGUAUUAUUCGGACCCAUGAUUUGACCAUGCAAGUAAUAAAGCAAUAAAUAAGUUCGGCACCCCUAGGACACAUGCGCGGAGACAUGACGAACGUGAUUAAUAAUUAGAAAGAGACCAGAGGGCAUACCGCAAACACCGAAGUUCGCAAAUUGCGGGCAUCAUUCUCUUUUAUUCCAAUUAAGUCGUACCUAAUUAGAGCGACAGAGAAAGAUGCCCGCAAUUUGCGAACUACGGUGUUCGCGGUAGGCCCUCAAUAGUCUAUUUCUAGCGCGACAAGCUAUCGUGGCGCACAUGACUUAGGGGUGCGGGUGUAUUAAGGGCGACUGAAUUGAUAGUAGUACUUAGUCUCCAUUGCAACAUAAAUUCUAAAGAAGUUUACAAUAGCAAUAAUUACCAGUACAGUUCAACCUGUAGAUUUCGUGUCUUAUAAAAACAUUCAAAAUAGUAUGUAAUUUAAGUUUCGUAAGAACACAAGGACGACAUUUUCGUAUAGGUUAGAUACGUAAGUAUAAAUUUAGAAAUCGUCUUUUAAAUACGUUUGACGGAUCUCACAAACUAUGCCUAAUUUAAACCAAGUCACUAACAAUGCUUUCACUUUAAUCCUUAGAUAUAAUGCCCUCUGCACAAUUUUUAUAAUAAUAAAUUAUAAUUUGGUUGCAACUAAGAGCCACACGAUUUGUAGUUUAUUUAGAAAUUGUCACUAAAUAUCAGCGCUCACUUAAAAAGUAACCUAUUUCAUUCAAAUGCGUACAUAAUGUAAAAGUUGUAUUACAUAUUCGGUAUUUCGCACGAUUUUUUGAUAUGUGGCACGUUUCGGUAUGAGCUGCAUGCCACCGCAGCCGCUCUCCUGCAUUACAAACAGUGCAUAUAUUUGUGUAGCCUUAACAAAUUAAACCCAUUAAAACUCGUAUAUUAAAAAUAACAACGUCACCACAAAUUAAUAAUAACCUAGAAGUUCGUUAUAAGAAAAACAGCUCACAUUGAUACAUAAUAGCAAUAAUUAAUCAAAAAGGUAGCAGUGUCUCAUUGACUCAUUAACACCAAGCAACAUACAAAGUAGAUGUUAAAACGAAUAUAUAUACAUACGUAUAUAUACUAUAGCGAUAAACUAUGACUGUAGAUUGAAACGUAGUGUUUAAUUACAACGAUGCUGUAAUAAGGAUAUAAAUUCUAAAUCAAUAAAGAAACGAUAGAAUGAAAACAAUGUGCUUUCCGUAAAAAUAAGAAAUAAUGUUGAUAAUCAAUGGUGACGUGCAUACGUGAAUUCAAUCUAAGAUGCCGCCGGCUCAUAUCUCGGUCACCGGGGGUUUUAUACUCAGGCUCUACGGUGCUUCUGCGGUUGCAGUCAUUUUGCAGAAUCAUAUAUGGUAGACUUUGGGUACAGACUAUAGAUUAAAUGGACCAGUUGUGCCUACAGAUAUUACCUGGAUGAUUUUGUAUACCUAACCUAUGUGCUCCACUAUUAUUCUGCAAAAUUUACAGCUGUAUUGAUUGUUGUAGUAAAGUCCCUCGUUGAAGCAAUCUAUGCGCCCGCGCGCCCACCAAAGUCGCGUCGCAAUAGCCCGUGAAUGACUAAUCCAUGUGUACGCUUUAUAAACGUGUCGAGUAGGUCACUAAGUUGUUUUGUAAUCUACACCUCUCCCAGUAAACUGCAUUGUUUUCCAAUCGGAUAGAUGCUAACUACACGAAAUGGGAAUGUAAACUUAUCAAAAUAAAAUAAAAAGUCGUGAAAUCAGUUUUGUAUUUAAAAUAUUUAUUAUUACCGACACCAUAGUAUUUAUGUAUACUUAUGAACGAUAAAUAUUAUGUAAAAUAAUAAAGAAAAAUAAAUCAUUUUUCAAAAA
This is a messenger RNA of Cydia pomonella (codling moth), 9227 nucleotides long. It is a transcript of the gene rdl1, whose product is annotated as gamma-aminobutyric acid receptor subunit beta. Gene Ontology annotation, molecular function: chloride channel activity; GABA-A receptor activity; extracellular ligand-gated monoatomic ion channel activity. Gene Ontology annotation, cellular component: membrane; synapse; neuron projection. The transcript has 10 exons. The record is from RefSeq and is a predicted model, not a curated record. Gene Ontology annotation, biological process: chloride transmembrane transport; chemical synaptic transmission; nervous system process. Bases 768 to 2237 code for a protein of 489 amino acids. NCBI's taxonomy places the organism in Eukaryota, Metazoa, Arthropoda, Insecta, Lepidoptera, Tortricidae.